Truncatella angustata is the source of this 7764-nucleotide messenger RNA. Its product is annotated as putative polyketide synthase. The transcript has 6 exons. Lineage: Eukaryota; Fungi; Ascomycota; Sordariomycetes; Amphisphaeriales; Sporocadaceae. Bases 1 to 7764 code for a protein of 2587 amino acids. The record is from RefSeq and is a predicted model, not a curated record. Gene Ontology annotation, biological process: proteolysis; secondary metabolite biosynthetic process; fatty acid biosynthetic process. Gene Ontology annotation, molecular function: serine-type peptidase activity; phosphopantetheine binding; fatty acid synthase activity.
AUGUCGCCGAGAAAUGAGUCUGCGUCGCCAAAGGCACUCCUGGUUAUCGGUCCCAAGCGAUCCAGAAUCAGUCCGCAGGACCUUGUAGAGCUUCGUUCUGAUAUCACGCAAACGCCUGAACUAGGAUACUUGAAGGAAUCAGUUGCAAGUCUUGAGCUUUUGUGGCCCGCUAUUGUCAAAGCGUGUCCCCAAUCUGAAAAGAUCAACGGCCUGGAAAGCCUCAGCAGUCUUAAUGAGUUCCUCGCAGGAGGCGAGCUAUCUCGCUUGACGAAGCAAAUCUCCCAGCAUAACAACUUUCUCGUGGAUGUUGUCACAAUACUUUUGCAUAUAAUUGAGUUUUGGCGUCUAGCUACAACCAAGAUAGAGAACGUGCUUUUCAGUUCCAGACCUGAUUCGUUCGGCCGUCUACAGGACAUUCAAGGCUUUUGUCUAGGCUUUUUGACCGCCGCAGCAGUGUCAAGCUCUUCAGACCUGAACGCUUUUAGAAAGAAUUCAACAACGGCUCUGCGAAUUGCUGUUUCUAUUGGCGCUCUUGUGGAGGCGGAUGCCAUGAAGGCAGAGAGUUCGGGGGAUCGGGCUAAGUCAUUGUCCGUGGAUUGGAAUUCGCUGGCUGAAUGGAACUUACUCAACGAAAUUUUGAGCACACAUCCUGAUGCUUAUAUCGCUUGUAUAACUGACAAAUCCCGUGCGACGGUCACACUACGUAGCCAAGAUAUCAACAACCUGAAACAAUUAUUAGUGGCAGGAGGAUUAUCAAUCCAGGGCCUGAAUUUCGAAGGUCGCUAUCAUUGUCAAGGAGCGUAUUUGGAUGGCGCUCGUGAGUUGGCAGAAAUGUUCAAGCAAGAUCCACGCUUCCAACUGCCUAACGCGACCGAUUUGGUCCUGCCGCUGCGGUCAAAUAUAGAUGGCGAGCUCAUCUCCGAGGGAGCUUUGCAUGAAAUCGCAUUGAACUGCAUUCUAUUAGAACAGUGCCAAUGGUAUGAGACAGUGAACCGCGCUGCUGCAUAUAGUGCUGUUCCGGCAGAUAAGAUUAUCCGCGUUGGUGUAGAGGCAGUCGUACCUCGGUCAUUGACGAAGUCGUUGUUGCCGAAUGGCGCGAGCAAUACCGUUGCUCACGUAGGCGAUGAUCAAUUAGAUGACGGGUCUUCGAUCGCUGUCAUUGGCAUGGCCUGCCGGUAUCCGGAUGCUGAUUCUCUAGAAGAGUUCUGGGAACUGAUAAGCACUGGAAAAUCGGCGGUGAGUCCGCUUUCGGCAGAUCGGUUCAGCAUGUCUGAGGUAACCCGCGAGCCCAAAAACACGUUUUGGGGCAACUUCCUACGCAGUGUCGAUCAGUUCGAUCAUCGUUUCUUCGGUAUAUCCGGCCGCGAGGCGAAAUACAUGGAUCCUCAACAGCGUCUUGUAUUGCAAGUGGCAUAUGAGGCCCUUGAAUCAGCAGGCUAUUUUGGCAUAAAGUCGUCAGCUAGACCUUUCGCCUCUGAUAUAGGAUGUUAUCUCGGGGUUGGCUCCGUGGACUAUGGAGACAAUAUUGCAUUGCAGGAUGCCACUGCAUUUUCAGCACUCGGAACAUUGCGCGCGUUCAUUAGUGGGCGAAUAAGUCACUUCUUCGGUUGGAGUGGCCCAUCGAUCACCUAUGACACAGCUUGCUCAUCCGGGGCCGUAGCAAUUCACGCUGCCGUUAAUGCUAUCAAAAGUAAUGAAUGUUCAGCAGCUCUGGCUGGCGGUGUUAACGUUAUCACGAGCCCGGCGUUGUUCCAGAAUUUAGCUGCUGCAUCCUUCUUGAGUCCCACUGGUGCUUCCAAAGCUUUUGAUGCCAGCGCCGACGGAUAUUGUCGGGGCGAAGGAGCUGGUCUGGUGUUGUUGAAGUCAUUAGAACGCGCUCGUGCUGACGGUGAUUCGAUACUGGCCAUUAUUACCGGCUCUGCAGUUAACCAGGGAUCAAAUUGCACCCCAAUUACAGUCCCGGUCUCAGAAUCUCAAAGUACAUUGUAUGAGAAAGCACUUUCGAUAUCCAGGACGAAUCCAAAGGAUGUUAGCUAUGUCGAGGCCCAUGGUACAGGGACUCCUGUUGGCGACCCUAUCGAAUGUGAGAGCAUUCGUAAAACCUUUGGAGGCCGAGAUCGCAAGCACGAGCUAUUCCUCGGCUCAGUCAAAGACAAUAUUGGACAUACUGAAGCUGCUUCCGGGGCCGCGGCGCUAAUCAAGACAAUUUUGAUGUUUCAAAAACGCGAGGUGCCCAAGCAGGCGAACUUUUCGCAACUCAAUCCUAAGAUAUCUCCAUUGGAACCUGAUCAUAUGACCAUACCUCGCCGGACACAGAAGUGGAACGCCCCUAAGCGUAUUGCAGUUGUCAAUAAUUACGGUGCAGCGGGUAGCAAUGCCGCCAUAGUGGUACAAGAGUCUGGACUUGAAUACAACAUGGCGGCCACAAAUGGCUAUGAAUCUAUCAUUGCGGCUGAGCUACCAUUCUUCAUUUCCGCAAAAACUGCCGACAGCCUUCGCCAGUACUGCUCUGCUUUGAGUGCUACUUUACCAAAUAUCGCAAAAGUCCACGGCAUAGCGGCAGUUUCAAACCUCGCUUACAACUUAGCGGCUAAGUCGAACAGAGAAUUCAGAUACAGCUAUAACUUUAUUGCCUCUACCCUCGAUGAGGUAGCCACCAACCUUCUUGAAGCACAUUCAGUUGAUUUCUCGGAAAUGCCUGAGCAUCAACGUCCUGUUGUUCUUUGCAUUGGUGGGCAAACUGGCAGAGUUGUACAUCUUGAUGAAGGACUAUAUCGAAAUAGCAAGGUGCUCCAAAAGCAUUUGAAUGAUUGCGAGCAAGCAUGCCGGGAACUUGAACUUCCCAGUCUGUUUCCAAGUAUAUUCAGUUCCGAACCGAUUCAAGAUCUGAUAGGUCUUCAUUGCUCUCUGUUCGCUUUUCAAUAUGCCAGUGCAAAGUCUUGGAUAGAUUCCGGAAUGAACGUAGACACUAUUGUUGGCCACAGCUUCGGUCAAUUAACAGCGUUGGUAAUUGCUGGUGGCCUCUCCUUAGUGCAUGGGCUGCGUUUUGUCUCCGAACGAGCGCGCCUCAUCCAGUCAUUUUGGGGACAGGAAACUGGGGCUAUGCUCUCGGUGCAGGGAGACAACAGUACACUAGACCAGCUGAUUGAGAUUACCAAGUCUCAUUAUCCCUCUCUGAUAGCUGAAGUUGCAUGCUACAAUGGCCAGCAGACAAGGGUUCUAGCUGGAGACGGAGCGUCCAUCGAUGCUGUGGAGGAGACGGCCAAAACUCAUAACUUUUCUCGACGCCCGAAAGUAGUUCGACUUAAGAGCACACAUGCUUUCCACUCAAGUUUUGUGGACGAUAUACUGCCAGAUCUUCGUAAAGUGGCAGCCACCCUUGAUUUCCAAAAGCCACUCAUUCGAAUUGAGGCUUGUUCCCAGGACCAGGACUGGAAUCAUCCGAUUGACGCCGAGACGCUUGCACAGCAUAGUCGAAUGCCAGUAUAUUUCUACAACGCUAUUCAGAGAAUUGCUGCCAGACUCGGACCGUGUGUAUUUCUCGAAGCCGGUUCAGCGUCACCUAUUGUUUCCAUGGCCCGACAAACGUUGACUGCUGCUGCUGAAUCCGACAGCAAGUUCGUAUUCCAGGCUAUUGAAAUUGGACCAGCCGAUUCUAUUGGUAAACUCGCCAAGGCCACAAGCAACCUGUGGGCGGCUGGUGUAAGAGUGCAAUACUGGCCAUUCCACCACCACCAAAAGGGAUGUUUUGGCUGGAUCAACUUGCCGCCAUAUCAAUUUCAGAAGAGUACCCAUUGGCUUGAAUAUGUUGCCACUCAAUCUGCCAAGACCAACCCUACACACCCCAAGACUGCGGACAAGGAAGGUGUCCCACAACUUCUUGUUCUAAACGCACGCAACGCAGCAGGUAUCUCUACCUUUCUCGUAGAUACUAUGCAUGAGAUGUUUAAAUAUUGUACGGAAGGCCACGCAGUUCUGGGGCAGAGCCUCUGCCCAGCUUCCAUGUACGUCGAACUUGCCAUCCGAGCAGCUGAUUAUCUCCGCAACAACAAAUUACAGCCAAAAGCCCCAUGUGUUAGAGAGCUCAAAAUAUCGUCUCCGUUGUCAAUUAGUCCAGCAAGCAUUGUUCUGCUGCAGUUGCACCCCAUUAACAAUGAGUCCGAUGUAUGGAAAUUCACAGUCCUUAGCCAGGGUCAAUCAGAUGCAGCAACAUCCAUCAAGCACGCGACUGGAAUCGUGUCAUUACUAGCGUCAGAGAAAUACUUCGAUAAUUCACACUUGCAAUUUAUCCAACGCUUGAUCAGCCAAGACAAACGGAAAGAGCUGGCUGACUCCCCUGGCUCACAAAUCCUUAACGGACACAUCGUGUACCAAGUAUUCGGUCAGGUUGUCAAUUAUGCAAACUAUUACCGUGGAGUGUGUCAAAUUGCUUCCAAUGGGGCGAAUGCUGUUGGUCUUGUCAAUGUGCCUGGUACUCAACCGAUGGUCAUGAGUGAAGCCAGGUGCGAUCCAAUCAUACUCGACAACUUUCUUCAAGUUGCAGGAAUCCAUGUGAAUUGUCUGUCGGAAAGAGACGUGGACCAAGUGUUUGUCUGCACAGAGUUGGCCGAGCUGUAUUUGAGCGACACCUUUCUGACUAAGCGACGGGACACCCAAUCGUACAAAGUCUAUACAUCCUUUCAUCAAGGCAUGGGUAAAACUCUUGUCAAUGACAUUUUCGUUUUGGAUUCCGAGACUGACGACCUGCUGGUUCUGUUUCAGGGCGCUAUAUUCCACAGCGUACCAAUGAAAUCCCUUGCAAGAACCUUGGCAAAGUUGAACAACAGGAACUCAACAUCUGCGGCACAGCAGGACUCUGAGAUGGAGGACCAAAACCCUGUCAAAACAAAACUCAGUCUUGUCGCUUCCAAAAGCGAAGAUCAUAUCACGGAUGAGGGCAAGUAUAUUGCAACUGACUUACGCAAUACGGGGUGUGGCGCAUUGACGUUCUCGCGGAUACGUGAACUGUUGAGUAGAGUCAUUGAAGUCUCCAUUGAAGAUAUAAAGCCAACCACGACUUUGGCUGAUCUUGGCAUCGACUCUUUGAUGAGCACCGAGAUUUUGAACGAGGUCAAAAAUCAGUUUGAUUUUGUCAUCCCGGCCGAGCAGUUCCUAGCACUUGAAGACGUCCAAUCAUUCGUCCAACUACUGAAUCCUGGAGAAGCGCCCACUAUCAUCUCGAGACAGCAGGCCACCACGUACCCACUAGCAGUUGGCCAGAGCGACCUCGCUGCCUCUUUCGCACAAGUCCAAGAACUGCUAAGCAACCUUCUGGGUGUGUUGGCUCAAGAGAUUGCGGCGGAUACCCCAUUGGCCGACCUCGGCAUUGAUUCCUUGAUGGCGACCGAAGUUCUGAGUGAGAUUCACAAGAAAUACGGUGUAACGAUCCUAGCCGAGGAGUUCCAAAAGUUUGAUAACGUGCUCGCAAUCACCACGCGAAUUCAGACUUUGGCCAUGCUCUCCGCAGGUGAUCUCACACCACCGCUGUCGUGUGAUGAGAUGGGGCAGGCGGAUGGGAAUACCGACGUAAUUCAUGUGGUAAAUAAGAAUCAAGAUAUCUUUGCAUCAAUCGCUCAGAACAGCUUCCUCAGCGUCAAGCGGGAUUUCGAUUCAAUAUUGCGGAGCCAGAAAUUUGCCGACUUCUAUGAGCGGGUUUAUCCAGCACAGAUGCAGCUUGUCAUUACUUAUAUAGUCGAAGCUUUUGAGAUAAUGGGCUGCCCUCUAACCAAGUUUAGUCCAGGCGAUGCCAUUCCAGAUAUUUCGGUGCUUGGCAAGCACCAAAAGGUAAAGCACCGACUCUACCAGAUCCUUGAAGAUGGAGACCUCAUCAAGCAAGGAGCCAAGGGUAGCUUCGUUCGCACUGCGACUCCGAUACGCUCUGAAUCUUCAGCGCGGCUCCACCAAGCAAUCAUAGUCAACUUCCCCCAGCACACUUUUGAACACAAUCUCCUAGCUUCAACAGGAGCUAAAUUGGCUGAGUGUCUCACAGGCCGAAAUGAUCCUUUGGCUAUCCUUUUCGGUACCGCUAAGGCACGCACACUCAUGGAGAACGUCUAUACGCAUGCACCAAUGUUCAAAGCUGGUACAGUCAAUCUAACGCGAUAUAUGGUGAGGAUGCUCGAAACAAUUCCUGGAACCCGGCCUAUUUCCAUACUCGAACUUGGAGCAGGUACGGGUGGCACAACGAAGCACCUGCUUGAAUGCCUUGUUGCUACUCGAAAGGACGUCCAGUAUACGUUCACUGACCUUUCAGCAUCAUUGGUGUCUGCAGCUCGUAAGAAAUUCGCUCAAUAUGAUUUCAUGCGCUAUGCAGUCAUGAAUAUCGAAGAGGACCCUGCGUCACAGUUCCUCAACAAAUACGACAUUGUGAUCUCUACCAACUGCAUUCACGCCACUAGAGACCUGACCCGAUCAUGCACAAACAUAAGAAAAUGUCUUCGUCCGGAUGGUGUCCUGUGCCUCGUCGAGCUAACCCGCAACCUCUUCUGGUUUGAUCUCGUCUUUGGGCUCUUGGAAGGCUGGUGGCUCUUUGAGGACGGUCGGGAACACGCGCUAGCUAGCGAGACUUUAUGGCAAAGCCAUCUGUCAAGAUCCGGGUUCAGCUGGACGGACUGGACUGUAGGCGUCUCGGAAGAGUCCAACAUUUUGCGUGUGAUCACCGCCUCGCCUAGUAAUUCCUUUGAGUCAAUCGUGAUGGAGACGGUUCCGAUAAAGCGCAUCGAUGAUGUCUUGCUUGAGGCUGACAUUUACUAUCCGGAGGAACGAGACUGCGGUAACCAGGCCCGUCCGGUAGCUCUGAUGAUACACGGUGGUGGGCAUGUUAUGCUAUCCCGCAAAGAUAUCCGCCCGCCUCAGACCCGCAUACUGCUUGAGGCUGGUUUUCUUCCUGUCAGCAUUGAUUAUCGCCUCUGCCCGGAAGUGACUCUUUUGGAUGGUCCUAUGCAGGAUGUAUGCGAUGCACUUGAUUGGUCACGAAGAGUUCUCCCUCAAUUGCCACGUCGUCGACGCGACGUGCGUGUCGAUGGAGACCGCGUUGUUGCUGUGGGGUGGUCGACUGGAGGCCACCUUGCCCUUACGUUGGGCUUCACUGCGCCAUUACGGAGUAUCAGACCUCCCGAAGCUAUUCUCGCAUUCUACUGUCCUACCGACUACGAGGAUUCUUUUUGGAAACAGCCCAAUUUUCCAUUCGGUCUGGAAGCCGACUCUGAAGUGUCGUAUGAUCUGUUGGAAGGGGUAUAUGACCACCCUAUCACUGCGUACAACCCAACAGCUACAAAACGGGCAUUGGGAGGGUGGAUGAGUCAAUCAGACCCUCGAUCACGCAUCGCGCUGCAUAUGAAUUGGACUGGUCGGUAUUUGCAGGUUCUGCUGAGGGGCUUGAGCGGUUGUCACAGAGCGCGUGCUAUACCUGGGGCGGACCCCACUGAUACAUUAAGAGACCCGAGCCAGGAAGAAAUUCAGGCCGUAAGCCCGUUAGCCCAGAUCCGGCGAGGAGUGUAUCGUGUCCCAACCUUCAUCAUUCAUGGUACAAAGGAUGAUUUGAUUCCAUGGCAACAGGCUGUGAGAACGUACGAGUCUCUGCAGCAACAGGGUGUGGCGGCAGAAAUUCGAAUUCUGGAAGGCGCGGUGCAUCUUUUCGACCUUUAUCGGUCAUUUGAAAGUGACGAAAGAUCCAGGAAAGCAGUCCAUGAGGGUUAUGAAUUUCUUCAUCGUCAUGUCGUAUAG